AUGAGCCGCUUUGCUCAAAAUUCAGCACCUCGCUACACUGCGGUCUCAUACACUUGGGGCAAUGAAACUCCAUCGGAGCACAUAUUUAUCAAUGGUCAACCUUUCCCCGUCCGACUCAAUCUCUGGUCAUGUCUGCACUAUCUAGCCCAAGACAAAACGGCAGGCUGGACACAUCUCUGGGUUGACGCAAUUUGUAUCGACCAAAUGAACAACGCAGAACGUACUGCGCAAGUUCGGCGCAUGGAUACAAUAUAUCGCAACGCGAGUGCCGUGUCUGUUUGGCUUGGUCUCCCACCAUCUGUCGAGCAAGACCGAUCUUGGCACGAACCAAUACGAACUUUUGAGGUCUCGGACUUCGAUUUCCACGAUCAGAUGUCCCAUCUAGCAAACCAUUCGUAUUGGACUCGCUUCUGGGUCAUCCAGGAGUUUCUCCUC
This is a messenger RNA of Alternaria alternata, 435 nucleotides long. RefSeq lists its product as hypothetical. The transcript has a single exon. The record is from RefSeq and is a predicted model, not a curated record. Lineage: Eukaryota; Fungi; Ascomycota; Dothideomycetes; Pleosporales; Pleosporaceae. The annotation marks the transcript as partial.